Molecule: messenger RNA, 2105 nt
Organism: Dunckerocampus dactyliophorus (ringed pipefish)
Lineage: Eukaryota; Metazoa; Chordata; Actinopteri; Syngnathiformes; Syngnathidae
Gene: scamp2
Product: secretory carrier membrane protein 2
Exons: 9
Coding region: 114-1094 (326 amino acids)
Biological process (GO): protein transport
Cellular component (GO): recycling endosome membrane; trans-Golgi network membrane
Source: RefSeq, a predicted model, not a curated record
CAGGAAACUUCAGUCGAGGAAGUGGAUUGAAGAGGCAACUUCAGCUGCAGAGAGGAGUUCGAUGUUUAUUCCACGCUCACAAAGGAUUAAAUAACCGGGAGUAUUUUAAAAACAUGUCGCAUUUUGAUGACAACCCAUUUGCCGAGCCCGCUGGUGUCAACCCUUUCAAUGACCCAGCUGUCACUCAGGUGACAAACUCCAGCAUAGAACCAAUUGAGCAGUACAACCCUUUCCCUGCCACAAGCCUGGCAAGUCAGACCACUCCAGCCUCUACCCAGCCCUACCAGCCGGCAGUGUUACAGCCUUCUACAGAGCCCAGUCCACAGGCGGCUGCUGCUGCAGCGCAGACCAACCUGCUGAGGCAGCAGGAGGAGCUGGAGAGGAAAGCUGCUGAGCUGGACCGCAGAGAGCAGGCGCUCCAGAAUCGAGGCACAGGGAAAGAAAACAACUGGCCUCCGCUCCCCAAAAGUUUUCCCAUCAAGCCGUGUUUUUAUCAAGACUUCUCAGAGGAGAUCCCCACCGAGUACCAGAGAGUGUGCAAGAUGAUGUACUACCUCUGGAUGUUCAACUGUGUGGCACUCUUCCUCAACAUGCUGGCAUGUCUAGCUGUCUUCAUUGCGGCUCUUUCUAACGGUACGGAUUUUGGCCUCUCCAUCCUCUGGCUCAUCCUCUUCGCUCCCUGCUCCUUCCUCUGCUGGUACCGGCCCGUCUACAAGGCCUUCAAGACUGACAGCUCCUUCAGCUUCUUCUUCUUCUUCUUUGUCUUUUUCUGCCAAGUGGUUAUCUUCAUCAUCCAGUCUGUGGGCAUCCCCAAGUGGGGAAACAGUGGUUGGAUCGCCGCCUUCUCGGUCAUCAGCAGCAACAAGGCAGUGGGCGCCAUCGUGAUUAUUGUGGCUAUCCUUUUCACCAUCUGUGCCGUGAUAUCUGUCAUCCUCCUCAAGAUGGUUCACAGCAUGUACCGCCGGACUGGGGCCAGCUUCCAGAAAGCCCAGCAGGAGUUCUCUCAAGGCAUCUUCACCAACAAAACAUUCCAAACUGCCGCAGCCGGUGCGGCAUCCUCCGCGGCCCAGGGAGCAUUCCAGGGAAACAACUAGCCGCGCUCUGCUGCUAAGUUAAUAGAACAGGUCAAGGUCUGCAAAUCAUCAGGUGAGGGUUGAUUAAGUGAGAAAAGUAGAAGAUGGGAGAUAUUCUGGCUUCAGUUAAAAAUCCAACCUUAUAAUAUGUUGACCUUGAGCAAGAUGAGGCUGCACUCAUAGACACCAACCCUUCCCCCUGCACCCCAACCAUUAUUUUGAAGCGAAAGAACCACACCAGGUGCAUUGUGGGUGGACAGAGAUGUUGACUGAUGAUAUCACUUCGUCUUGGCUUUGUAUAUUUUGUGUGCACAUUUUGGCGAUGCUACCUUCAGUGUACCGUGUGAGUACAAGUGUGCGUGCAGGUGUGUGUGGCGUGUUUUUUUUUCUCAUAAGUGUGACCAAGCCCGUUUCUUCUUUGUGUCAUUGAUCGGCCAUUUAAAAAGUCCUCAUUGCUUCACAUAUUCAAGUCUAAUGGAGAAGAACUAUAAUACAGAAAUUCUUAUACUGUCAUUUCAAAUUGACCUUGCCUUAUAAGUUGUACAAAACAGCAAAUGUCAUAUUUAAGUGAUAAAUAUCCCUCAAACCUUCAAGAUAAGCCAAAACACACUGCAUUACUUUAAAAUGGCUUGCUAUCAUUUGAAGUUGUUGGCUUAAAAUCAUAACAAAAAUGCAUGGAGAAAACAUUCAAUAUUACUUGUAGAAGCUCAAUUUGAUGUACCUUUUGCAUUUUCACUCUCCAUUUACAAUUCUAAAAAUAACACUUUGUCAAUGGAUAUAUAUUUUCUACAGUAUUCGGUUUCUCACUGACAAAUGUAUAUCAUGAGAUGUAUCACAUGUGAUUGUAUUUUAACCAGAAUUCAAAGACAGUUCAAUUAAUGAACGUAAAAGUUACAAAAAUGUAAAUCCAGCAUCCAGAUUGUUAAACAAUAUCUUUUUGCCUUAAUUCAUACUGUCUUGGAGAACAGACGUCAGUGCCUUUGUUGUGAAAGAUUUACUGUAGCAUCUAAUAAUAAAAUGCUUGCCUUUCAA